Paramacrobiotus metropolitanus is the source of this 2387-nucleotide messenger RNA. RefSeq names its product complex I assembly factor ACAD9, mitochondrial-like. Lineage: Eukaryota; Metazoa; Tardigrada; Eutardigrada; Parachela; Macrobiotidae. The transcript has 18 exons. Gene Ontology annotation, molecular function: flavin adenine dinucleotide binding; acyl-CoA dehydrogenase activity. The record is from RefSeq and is a predicted model, not a curated record. The coding region runs from base 168 to 2213 and encodes 681 amino acids.
AGUUAGCCGUACACCACAGUUGAUUUUACACGUUGUUGACGUUAAAUCAUUUUUCUGACGUUUUGUUUUAACGUUUACAUGCUCGAAGGUGCUGGUUGAAUCCAUAUAACUGUAUUGCUUGUUGUAGUUUGUGGGAUCAGUCGCCCGUGCAUACGGUGUUAGCGACCAUGAGGUCGGCGUUGCACAAUCUCACAUCGCGGGUUCAUGGUUCUUCUCCGCUGGCUGUGGGUAAAGGACUUCCGUUCGCUCGCACAACCCGAGCAUCUCUUACGCCUGUGCAGCCCUCACGAUGUCAGGUUACUGUUGACCCCGCUGCUGUCGUUGGCAUACAAAAUCAAGCCACUAAAGGCGAUGAAUUUGAAUUAAUCCGGAAAAAAACACGAGAGUACCUAGAACGGCCAAAGAAAGAUCGUGCGCCGUUUAUUAAAUACCUCUUCGUGAAGCAAAUUGACCCGACAUAUUUGGAGUAUCCGCAAUUGGAUCUGGAGCAGCUGAAUACCCUGCGAGACCAGUGCGAACCGGUUAUCAACAAAAUGAAAUCUGAUGUUGAUCCAGGAACCAUUGAUUUUAAUGAAACCAUCCCUGCUGAUCUGAUUGCUGCCUUGAGUAAUUCAGGCGCAUUUGUGCACACCAUUCCCCGCACUCAUGAUGGAAACGAUUUGGACGUUACGGGCUAUACGAGAAUGGUGGAGUCACUGAGCUUGAAUGGGAAUAUUUCUCUAGGAGUCUUGGCGUAUCAUCAAGGCAGUUGGGCCAGUCGGAUUAUCUCAAAAUAUGGCACUGAGGAGCAAAAGAAUUUUUAUUUACCAAAAGUUGCGAAGGGUGAUGCCACGUUUUCGGUCGGAAUAGCGGAGGCUGAAAGCGGAUCAGAUGUCGCCAACAUGCAGUGUAGUGUUCGAAUGGGUCCUGACAAUCGCGGCUAUAUAAUUAAUGGCAAGAAAAGCUGGGUUAUCAAUGCUCACAAAACGAAUUAUUUUUUGAUUGUGGCGAAACACGAAGGAACCGGCCUGAACAUUGAAGUAAAAGACCCAACGGAACAGUUUCAAAUGAUGCAAGCCAAACAAGGCAGCAUGUCAGUUCUUCUCAUACCAAAAAAGGCGCCAGGAAUAUCCGUCCAGGAUCCUGUUGAUUUUAUUGGUCUUCGCGGCUUGCAAGUAUCGGAAGUGCAUUUUAAUGACGUGGCAGUUAGUCUGGACUCCUUAGUUGGACAAGUUGGUGCGGGCUUUUCAAUUGCUAUGGAUGCCGUGGCCAGUCAAAGGCAUGUCAUCGGAGCCAUUUGCCUUCCAUUGCUGCGAAAAAUGAUUGAUGGUGCCACACAGCAUAUGGUACACCGCAAAUUAUUUAACCGUCAUCUGACAGAAUUUCAUAUGAUGAGGGAAAAGCUCGUGGAAACGACCUUUUUGACCUAUGCUUUGGAAAGUGUGACGUAUAUGACAUCCUUAUUGAUGGACCAAACCGUUAAGCCGGAAUUUGAUAUGGAAGCUGCAGCUGUGCGGGUACUUGCGGCAAAUAUUGUGCCACAAUGCAUAACCAACAUCAUGCAGAUUUAUGGAGCUGAAGGUGUGACGACAAAUUCUUAUCUCGAGUUAGCCUUAAGAGACUUCUUAACGCUUAGUCAGCUUGACGGUGGGACGGAUGUUGCGCGCUUGUUUAUCGCACUCUCUGGUUUCCAGUUCGCCGGAAUGCAGUUGAUGGACCAUGUGAAUAAAAUUAACAAUCCUAAAAGAAACCCGUGGUAUGCUUUCAAGUUUAAUAUGAAAUCCGAAUUUACUUCCCAACGGAAAGUCAGGAAAAGGACAGUGUUUUUGGAGGAUUAUCUUCAUCCGACUUUUCAGCAUACAGCAAUUCACCUGGAGGACUGCUGCAAUCGUUUGCAUUUGAACAUCGAAAAUUUACUGCUUAGACAUCACAAAGAGCUAAUACACCAGCAAAUGCAUUUGCGAAGAAUUUCGGAAGCGGUAACUUUGGUUUAUGCGUGUUUUGCUGCCUUGGGCCGUGCAUCUCGUUCCUACUGUCUGGGGAUAAAAAACGCUGAAUUGGAAAUGCAGUUGGCCACAUUAUUUGCCCAAUACGUGGAUCAGAAAAUUCAUUGGAUGUGUGAAGAAAUAGAAGAAGACACGUGGGGACGUGAUGCAGGAAUUCAUCCUGUAGUGAAUUUCAUGGUGCGAACCAAAGGAUACAGUCUGGAGCAUGCGCUUUCGCGUAAUUAUUGAAAUUGUAUUCUACUACUGUCUGCCUUGUGCGAAAGCUUUAAAGUGAUACCUUGGAAGUAUGAGAUAAAUAAGGCAAACGUUGAUUGGACCUGUGGUGGAGUUGUACAAUAUGUUUUGUUUUUUUGUGAACUAAUUAAUAAAUCGGGAUGUAUGAACGCGAAGUUCGUACGUGAU